UGCCGGCUGAUGACGUCACCAGCCCGCGGCGGAGAAGAAGAAGGCAACAUGGCGGACGUGGUGAGUGUCGAAGUCAACCUGGACGCUUUCUCGCACGCUAUCAGCGGGAUUCAGGCGCUCCGCUCCAGCGUGAGCCGCGUCUUCGAGUCCCUGAAGGAUGGCAUGAAGAACCGGGAUACCUUAGAAAACCGGGAGAAACAAUUUAUAGCCGAAUUCCAGGACAAUCUGCAGGCGGUCAACAGAGACCUGAACGAGUUGGAGCGCCUCAGUGGUCUUGUUGGUCGACCAUCCGAGUCUCACCCGCUCCACAACAGUGGACUUCUCAGUCUGGACCCUGUUCAGGACAAAACUCCUCUUUACUCUCAGCUGCUGCAGGCCUACAAAUGGUCCAACAAGUUGCAGUACCACGCGGGCCUGGCCUCCGGUUUGUUGAACCAGCAGUCACUCAAACGGUCAGCCAAUCAGAUGGGAGCGUCGGCCAAAAGACGGCCUAAGGUCCAGCCCAGCACGCUGGUCCUUCCCCCUCAGUAUGUGGACGACGUCAUCUCUCGGAUCGGAAGGAUGUUUCCCGACAUGACAAUUGAACUGUUCCGACCUAAUGGAACGUCUGCCGUGCUGCUGGUGACCCUGGGCAAGGUGCUGAAAGCGAUCGUUGUGAUGCGUUCACUGUUCAUUGACAGAACGUUGGUCCGAGGCUUCAACGAGAACGUUUACACCGACGACGGAAAGCUGGACAUCUGGACCAAGUCCCAGCACCAAGUCUUCCAGAAGGUAACGGACCACGCCACCACCGCCCUGCUGCACUACCAGCUGCCUCAGAUGCCCGAGGUGGUGGUGCGCUCCUUCAUGACUUGGCUGAGGAGCUACAUCAAACUCUUCCAGUCUCCCUGUCAGCGCUGUGGUCACUUCCUGCAGGACGGACUUCCGCCCACGUGGAGGGACUUUAGGACCCUGGAGGCCUUCCACGACACCUGCCGCAUGUGACGCUCUUUUAUUGCAAUAAACUUCGACUAUUUUUCUACA
Molecule: messenger RNA, 1023 nt
Organism: Entelurus aequoreus (snake pipefish)
Lineage: Eukaryota; Metazoa; Chordata; Actinopteri; Syngnathiformes; Syngnathidae
Product: mediator of RNA polymerase II transcription subunit 27-like
Exons: 8
Coding region: 10-984 (324 amino acids)
Biological process (GO): regulation of transcription by RNA polymerase II
Cellular component (GO): mediator complex
Molecular function (GO): transcription coactivator activity
Source: RefSeq, a predicted model, not a curated record